Messenger RNA from Quercus robur (English oak), 1063 nucleotides. RefSeq lists its product as uncharacterized. The record is from RefSeq and is a predicted model, not a curated record. The coding region runs from base 1 to 957 and encodes 318 amino acids. Lineage: Eukaryota; Viridiplantae; Streptophyta; Magnoliopsida; Fagales; Fagaceae. Gene Ontology annotation, molecular function: protein binding. The transcript has 6 exons.
AUGGCUUUUAAUGAUUACUACAAACAGACCCCAAUCAUUCUAGAAAGGAUUGUGGACUUAGAUUCCCUAAAGGGUACCUUCAUUCCAGAUGUGUUCAAAGAAAGGACAUGGACAAAGUUGCUUAAUCUGAUGGGUGAUGUUUUUGAAGAUAUCAUUCGAGAAUUCUUUGCAAAUGCCAUUGUGGAAAGUGAUCACAUCAACUAUUGGCUAAAGGGGAGAGAGUUCUCAAUCACAAGGGAAUCAAUAGAUGAUGCUGAUGAAGAAGGAGGAGACACUGAAAAGGAAAUUGAGCAUUUCACUUCAGUUCUAGAGGACACUACACAACAUUCAUCCCAAACGCGUGCGAGAGCACCCAAUCGCCUUGAUCAUCUAAUUGGAAGGGACGAAGAGAUGCAUUGCAUAUUAUCAAUAGCUUUAAAUAAAGAGGAUUUUGACAAAGCAAAACCCAAAUUCAUGGAAAACAAGUCCGGCGAAUUCGCAAUCACAAGAAUGGCAAGACAUUUUCGGCCAGCUCAUUACUUACUAAAAAUACAGUCAUACUCUUUACUGUGUGAGACUGGGGUUGAAAAGUAUGACUCUGGUGUAUUUGAAGUUGGCGGCCACAAAUGGAGGUUGUCUCUCUAUCCAAAAGGAAAUGAGAAAAUGAAUGGGGCUGGUCACAUCUCCAUUUAUUUGUCAAUUGUUGAUACAGAAAAAUCUCCUCUGGGAUGGGAGGUUAAUGCCAGCUUCAAAUUGUUUGUGUAUGAUCAGAUACGGGACAAGUUCUUGACCAUUCAAGAUGUUGAAGGGGCAAUUAGAAGAUUUCAUGACAUAAAGACUGAAUGGGUUUCGACAAAUUUCUCCCUCUUGAUUCUUUCAAUGUUAUUUCAAAUGGAUACCUUGUCAAUGAUUGUUGUGUAUUUGGUGUGGAGAUUUUUGUUCAUGAACGUAGUGCAAAACGAGAGUGUCUUACCAUGAUAAAAGAACCUCCCAAUCGAAUUAUGACUUGAAAGAUUGAAAACUUUUCGCAAAAGGAUAGAGUAUUAUAUGCUUCUCAAGUAUAUGUUGUUGGAGAAUUAAAAUG